GUUAUCAAUAGGUUCCUGCGGGAAAACCUGGCUGCGCCGGCGCACGCGGGUGCUUUAAGGCAACCUGAUCACAGCAACCCACUUGUCCUCCGCUUCCCGGAUCCUUAAGGCCGUCGCUUCGGGUGGUAAAACCCGGCCCGCCCUCACGUCAUCUUGGGAAGUGUAGUUCCAACUUCCUCCGGAUAUAGGGGCGCGGGCGGCUUGGAACUGCAUUUCCCAGAAGGCUGCGCUCGCCGUUAGAGCAGCCUGAAGACUGGCCGGUGGGGUGAACCCCUCAUCCUGGUUCUCUUAAUUUCUCAGGCGGAAUGAGUGGCGGCGGACAGAGGCUUUUGGCGGCGCUGUCUGUGGGUUGCCUGGGUUUACGGAUCUGGGCACAGAGACUGUGGUGCCGGUCAUAUAGCUCUGCCUUCAGUCGUGGGGCAAAAAGCUGAGGCGCUUCUCCUUUAAUUGAGGUGGGCGUGGCGUGGCGAAGCGACCCGCGUUGCUAUUGGUGGUCGUUGGGGGCGCGGAAACUGAACAGAUUGCAACGGCCACCGCUUUAGCCUCCGGUGCCGCCAGCCCCGCCAUGGCUGCGCCCUGCGCGGAGGACCCCUCGCUGGAAAGGCAUUUUAAGGGCCACCGAGAUGCAGUUACCUGUGUGGACUUCAGUAUCAAAACAAAGCAGCUGGCCAGCGGCUCCAUGGACUCAUGCCUCAUGGUCUGGCACAUGAAGCCCCAGUCACGCGCCUACCGCUUCACUGGCCACAAGGAUGCUGUCACCUGUGUGAACUUCUCUCCUUCGGGACAGCUGCUUGCCUCCGGCUCUCGAGACAAGACUGUUCGCCUCUGGGUACCCAAUGUCAAAGGUGAGUCAACCUCGUUUCGUGCACACACAGCCACCGUGAGGAGUGUCCACUUCUGCAGUGAUGGCCAGUCCUUCGUGACAGCCUCUGAUGACAAGACAGUCAAAGUGUGGUCAACUCAUCGCCAGAAAUUCCUGUUCUCCCUGAGCCAGCACAUCAACUGGGUCCGCUGUGCCAAGUUCUCCCCUGAUGGGCGGCUCAUUGUGUCUGCCAGUGAUGACAAGACUGUCAAACUCUGGGACAAGAGCAGCCGGGAGUGCGUCCACUCGUACUGUGAGCAUGGCAGCUUUGUCACCUACGUGGACUUCCACCCCAGUGGUACGUGCAUUGCUGCUGCUGGCAUGGACAACACAGUGAAGGUGUGGGACGUGCGGACUCACCGGCUGCUGCAACAUUAUCAGUUGCACAGCGCAGCUGUGAACGCGCUCUCUUUCCACCCAUCGGGAAGCUACCUGAUCACAGCCUCUAGUGACUCAACCCUGAAGAUCCUGGACCUGAUGGAGGGCCGGCUGCUCUACACACUACACGGGCAUCAGCCUGCAGGGAGAGUGACGGAGGCCUUUCCCUGUGACCUGGACAGCUUGCUGGGCCUGGGACUGGUGCAGCUGAGAAGGGGACCAGCCACCACUGUUGCCUUUUCAAGAACUGGGGAGUAUUUUGCUUCCGGAGGCUCUGAUGAACAAGUGAUGGUUUGGAAGAGUAAUUUUGAUGUCGUUGAUCAUGGAGAAGUCAUGAAAGUGCCAAGGCCUCCAGCCACGCUGGCCAGCUCUGCAGGGAAUCUGCCAGAAGUGGACUUCCCUGUCCCGUCAGGCAGAGGCAGGAGUGUGGAGUCUGUGCAGAGCCAGCCCCAGGAGCCCGUGAGCAUGCCCCAGACGCUGACCAGCACUCUGGAGCACAUCGUGGGCCAGCUGGACAUCCUCACUCAGCUUGGGAUCAUGGGCUAAGUGAGAAAAGCUCUUGCAGGAUGUGUCAUCAGAGCCCAGCUGGGACAGCACACCUUGGGCCCACUGAAGAAAGCAUCUUGAUGGGAAAGGCCAGCUGUCAUGACUGGGGGCUGUGGGACUCCAGGGCACCGUGUACAGACCUUGCUGAGAGCCUGCUAAGCCGAGAAGAAGGCAUGUGUUGAGAGAGAUGUGAGCAGCAUGCAAAGACUUAAAAAACCAUCCCUCUUCAAACCCGUCAGCAACUGCCUAAUGUUUUUCACAGCCUCGUCAAGUGAGAGAUUAGGGGAGGUGGAAUCAAUUAGAACUUUAUAGGAUAAAAUUGGAAAUUAAGUCUGAGAAGGUGGUUAAAAAUAGCUUCAUUGGAUCCAGAGGAGUAUAACACUAAAAACAUUUCCUGUCACUGUGUUUUAGGGGUGCACAUGAAAGGUUUUGUUAUGUGUUCACAGUUAGGAGUAUGAUAGUAACUUUUAAGAAACUUGCAUCACAGAGAAUAAGUGAAGGCUGGCCUGUGGCCUUUGGCCCAUGGCUGGGUGUCUGGAUGUCUUAAUCCCUCUGUGACACCCUGGUCCUACCUCACACCAUUCAGCCUGUUUGCAACUCUGAACAGCAGGCCACCCCCGACCAGAUGCCAACAAUAUCAGCCAGUCACCUGCUUUGCAAAACUGACAGUGUCUGUGUUUCUGGAUGCCACAAAGUGAGAAAUGUUCUUGAUGGACUCAAUGUGUCCCAAGGAAACUUGAGUUCUACAGAUGAAGCGUCAGCUGAGGCCUUAAAGUUCAACCCAUUUUCAGAACUGUGCAUAGUGCCUUUGUGCUAAUCCUGCCAAGUUCUCCUCGGGCUUGGCUGUUGGUUGUCUUCCAGGCCCCACUUUAUCUCCUGGAGUUGGGGCUUUCUCUAGCUGAGGUGUUCCAGCCACAGCCAGAGCUAUCUCCACCAAGGGCUGAAAAUUUCCCUGCGCCUUUCCCUUGGCAUUGGCCCAGCAGAGGCAGGCACACAGCAGACCCCCUCUGUUGGUACAGACUGAUGCAGCCCUCCCCUGAAGCUUAGUGCCGGGCGUCCACUGCCAUCCAUCUUCCUAAGCGGCUUGUUCAGCUGGGCUUCCUACUUGUUCUGUGGAUAUUGGUCUCAGAUGCCACCCCAUCAGCGAGCACUCCUCACCAUUUGCCCAGUCCUGAAGAGCCUUUGUGUUCUGGAGGGGUGGGGUGCCCAGCCACCCCAACACUGAUUCCUACUACAGAGUCAUCCAUAUGAUUUGUGCUGUUCUCCUCCAUCCCCGCCAUUACCCUUCCCUCCCCCACAGGCCUUUGAGAGGGAAGCUGCCUUCCGGGUCCUUCAGGCCUCCAUCCUGCAGAACAUCCUUCCAGGGGAGAGCCAUGGGGAUGCAGUGGGCGGUGGCCAGGGAUGUUUUCUGAGUGAGUCACAGAGCCUCCAGCCCCUGGGUAGGACACCCUUUUACAGAGGCUCGCAGUCUUCAAACCUGCCUUCCUGGUCAACAGGCUGGUAUGGCCCCAUGCGGCGAGGUCACCUCUGUGGAUGUUUGUGGUCUGUCUGGCACCAGUCUGAGGGUCAGGGACUCAAUCUCAGUCCUUCCUAGGGUGACCCCUUCAGCAGCUCCUCUGUAAAGGAAAGGCCUGGAAGCCAGGAAGCUGAGUGAGCCAGUAGAGAGGAGAGGCUCGAGCUUUGCCUGGCUUCCCCACUGCCUAGCUCAGCGGCCUUGGGCAAGUCACGUUGAGUCUCUGUCCUCACUUUCCAAAUCUGGAACACAGAGAUUAUAAUAGUACCCACUUCAUAGGCCUCUUGGGAGGAUUAAACGUGUCAGCGUGUGGGAAGUUCCUUGAACAGUACCCGACAACGCCGUGCACUGCCGAUGUGUUGGGUGCUGCUCCCGUUGCUGCCAUUGUCAUUAUCCAAGGCCUGGGGCCGGGGGAUCUUCAUGACAGCACCAGAAAUAGCUCCCUUAAUUCCCUGCUGCCUCGUGAAGCUAGACCCUUCCCUACCUAGUAGAGCCAUUCCUUGGCCCUCAGAGCAGAGGUGACAGGUUCCUUCUCUGCACACGCAUCCACUGCACCCACUCUGUGUGGUGGGUCCUGUGUGAGACCCAGUCCCAUUUUAAGGAAGAACUCAGGACUGAAUCUGCCGAGGUCGGAGCCAGGCCUCCACAGAGGAGCUGGCAGCUGGAAUCAUUGGAGACAAGUAAGAGUCCAGACACCAGGUCAAGGCCAUGUGUCCUCUGGUGUGGGGUGGCGGAAGCAGCAGCCCAGGAGUUCACCCUCACCUGGCAGGACACUAGGCAGAGCAGAGUCGAGGCCUGACCCUCACUGAGGGCCUGGGGUAGAGUGGAGAUAGAGACACAGAGAAGUUGAGACACGAUCAAGAGGCGAUGCUAUCAUGGCCCCACCCCUGGGGGCAAUGAGACAAAUAGCACUGUGGCUGGCCCCUGCUAGGCUCCUGGUCUCUGGAGCAAGCCAGCAAGUGGGGCAGCUUCCCCCAGCCUUCCCAGGCCAAGAGGCCUUUCAGACCAAGAGGAAACCAAAUUGCCCUUGGGGCUUGUUUGCCUGGCUUCCCCACUGCCCAGCUCAGCAGACUUGGGCAGCAUCAGAAACCCUUUAAUUCCAGAAAUGGAGUUGGUGUUUUACUUUUUUACGAAUGCCUUUUUUAUAAAAUCUGUACAUUAUUUUUCAAAAGUGUAUAUGGGGAGCUGAGCAGGUGCAGUCUUCAGGUCUCCCCACAUAGUUGUUUUAGAAGGAAAGUCCUCAGAGUGUGGGGCUCACAUCCUCAUCAUAGUUGUCAUCCUCCUGGUUUUAGCUGAAGCUUGUCACUUUGCAGGGACUUCCCUGUGUGGCCCUCACUUUAUCCUCCCACCUGGCGGCUGGCAGUAGCAUCAUACGAGGUGCAGAUAACAUGUUAAUAAUGGGUUGUUGUGCCUGGACCAGCCUCAGGGUCCACCCAGCCUGGGGCUUCUCCAGGAGGCCAGGUGAUCCUGAUCCCAACCACUGUGGGUCAGAGCCUCCCCAGCUUCCCUUGCCAGUUUUGGUGGAGUUAGGGAUGUCUUUAUCUAGAAAGUCUCCAAACUAAACUUGACCUUCCUGAAAGGUAAGGGUAGAAGUUCUUGCCUGGGGCUCUGUGAACAGAGAGCCCAGCGGGCUGAGCCUCUUAGGUCACCAGCCAAAGAGCAUACACACCCUUGCCCUGGCCUGCCCCUGUGUGGGGGUAACCCCUCCUUGCCGCAGCAAACAGUGAGCUUAUUCUUUGGGGCAUCACUGGUUUCUUCACUAAGCUUCCUGGGACCCUGAUCCCAGCUGAUACCAUGCUUUGAGCAGCUGGGGAUUGUUCAGCUUUAUACGUCCCCACCAGCUCCGGAGAACAACUAUUCCUCACUGGGUUUCAGGGCUGCUCUGUUCACCCAGUGAGCCACCUGCCCAUCAGCCUGAGCACACCUCCACCACUCAUCACCUGGGUGACCUUGGGCAGGUGAUGUCAAUCCCAGAGCCUCAGUCUCCUCCCUUGUAAAAUAGGGAGAGAUGCCUCAUUGGGUCCUCUGAGCUCUGCUGUGCAGCUCUUGGUUAACUGGGUGUGCUAGACUGGUGCCAGCUGUUGUGUGAAGCACAGCAAUGGGUCGAUGUUUUCUGGGGAACAGUAUGGGAAAGGACCGGGACAGGCUGGUGGCACCGGAAUGACAGAAGUGGACAUUCCAUAGUCUCCAUACCACUGGACUGAAGUCCCAGGAAUGCUUUUGAGUUGCCAGUGAGACUCUAGUGCCUGGCUAGGCAGGAGGAUAAGAGAGGGGAGAAAUAAGAAGUCAUUUCCCAACCCCAGCAAGGAGGAGGACGCCGGAGGUGACAGAGGCACUGGGGUGCACAUAGACACUGUUAAAAAUCAGGCAUGGGUCAUAGGGCCCAUUAGAUCAGAGCUCUGAACCUGGACCUAGGCAACAGGGGCCAAGAUGGAAGCUCUUCAAAGAUGUAUGUUGUACUUCCUGUGACAGCCGUUUUUUGAAUGUAGUUGUAAUGGUUUUUAGGGAACAUGUAUUUUCUAACAAUGGAAUUGAGGAUUUUCUUAGGAGGACUUUUUGUUCCUUAAGCUCCCUAUGGGAAUUCUCAGGAGCUGCUAGGCCUGAGGUCAGGAGUGUGGGCAUGAUGUACUGUGAGCUUUCCGCCCCACUGAGAGAUGGCACACCGGUCCCUCAAGGUUCAAGGCCCCUGUUGUGAACCUGUCCUGAAAUCCUGAGACCCACCCCUCCCUUGUCCCCUCUGGAGAGAGCACACACCUGUCCUGUGGCUGCCCUGGGGUCACUCACCUGCUGGGCCUACCUCAAGUCUUCGGAGAAAGUUGGCUUGAGCCCAGAGGCCCAAGGGGUCCAGCGGAAAACCCAGACCAGGAGUCAGAAGCUGCAGCUGCUCAGACCCAGCACUGCCUCUUUGACUUCCCACCAAGGGGAGAUUUUAAGCACUGCCCACUCUGUCUGUCUAUCCCAUGGGGUGGGCAGCAGAGGUCAGCCUCUCCGGGUGGGGGGCAGGACUUCCCCUGGGGCCUUGUUUCAUCUGCCUGCCCCCAGGCCAGGCUCCUCCUUUCUGAGCACCCCUGGAGGACUCCAGGCCGGACCCCAAGGCUGCGAGGCCUGACUGCUUAAGAAUGGGCGCUCAGUGGGUAUGCAGGCAGAGGCCCUGGCCCUGACCCUGGUGCUCUUGGGGGUGCUGCCAGGUGAUCUAGGGGUCUUUUUCACAGAUGCUGGAAAACUUGCCAGUGAGCAGGGAGAGGCUGUUUCCACAAAUAGCACUGCUGUGGAGCUCACCUCCGCGCUGGCUUCGUGGCUUCCUUCGUGGACCCUCAAGAAGCCAGAGGGCUGCUGUACAGUGCUUGGCUGUCCUUAGGAGUAACAGAGGUUCCGGUGGUGUCUGGAAGUUGCAGAAGUCCUGGGUCUUCCUUAGGGCAGGGGGGCGGAACUCGGAGGUAUGUACAGUGACCCAGGAGCUGGGGAGGCUGCUGUAAGGGGGCCUGAUGCAGGCCUGACACGUGGCUUGGUGGUUUUGCCUCAGAAGCCCACAGCAAAGUUAUUUUUGACUCCAGUUUCACGUCUUGCUGCUUUUUAAAAAUACCAAGCCAUGAAAUUCCUGCUCCAACUGUCUUUUUAUGGCACCCAGUGUUUCAGGCUGGCCACAGCAAUGCUGUGAUGUCACGUUCUGGUUCCUGUGACUCAUGGAGGCUGCUGGGCUCUGGGACUUGAAAUGCAUGCAGUGGGGAGCAGGCAGGGAGCAGGCCCGCCAGCCCUGCUUGUUUGGGUCUCUUUGGAGUUUGAUUUUCUUAAAUGUUCAAGUCAUUGCAUUUUGCUGUCCUAACUCAGCAAGGCCAAGGAAUUUUGCCUGUUUGCUUUGGGGAUAGAGAAUGGCCUUAUUUGCUUCAAGAUACCUUAAACCUGCUGUCCCCCUCCCCAUGGUGGUCCUGGAAGUUCCUGUUUGGCGGGCUGCUCAGGUGAGGCAUCUGGUGCCACACUGGCGGGGAAGGUGGCAGUACCUGGUCCUGAUGUGGGCCAAGCUGCCUUACCACUCUCAGGGGUUGUCUCUAUCCCUCUUUCCUGGGAGGUCCUGCUGUUGCUUAUGGAAAUAGACCCCCAGUUUUAUAGUUACACCAUUUUCCCUCGGGAUCAGUCCUCCCAUAUGCACCAAACAGAAUUUGUUGGGAGAGUGUAGAGUGAAAGUCAUCUGGUGCGUCUUCCCAUGAUCCCAGGAAGGCAUAUGCAGCCCUCCUGACACUGUUCCCACUCGCAGGUAGGGCCCUAAGGGUGGUGGUGGGUCGUUUAUGCAAGAUGGGCCUCCUCUCUGCGUCAGCACCUCUAACCAGCUCACCUACUUGCUCCAAAGUGGAUGUGGCCACCCUCCUUGUUGUGGACCUGCAUGGCUGCCCUUUUGGCCAGAGUCAUACUCAGGACAGAUCAAACUUCUGUGUAGGGGUUUGGAAACAAGUGGCUUGUUCUCCUUCUGUUACGAGGCUACUUCCUGGGGGACAAGGGACUCAAGACUGUCUGGUGUGUGCCAGGGACACACUUGGUAGCAGAGGGACUGGGGGAAAUGUCUGUCUGGGCCCCUGGCCUUUCCCCAGCCCUAUUACUAUUUUUGGCAUUUUGCCCAAAGGCACCUCUGGCUUUGCAAAUAUGGAAGGACAGGGGAGCCUGCAUCUUCCCCAAGUCGCCAAUCAGGGCCAGUACCCUGCCUCCCUUGUGGCAUGCAGCCUGCGAGCAGCACUCAAAAGCGGGCAAGCUCAUGUUUGUAGGGGCACUGGAUGGCAACUCCCUUGGGGGUCUGGCAGAAAACUGGUUUUCCAUCUUCUAUCCU
This is a messenger RNA of Callithrix jacchus (white-tufted-ear marmoset), 8115 nucleotides long. The record is from RefSeq and is a predicted model, not a curated record. NCBI's taxonomy places the organism in Eukaryota, Metazoa, Chordata, Mammalia, Primates, Cebidae.